Messenger RNA from Erinaceus europaeus (western European hedgehog), 930 nucleotides. Its product is annotated as olfactory receptor 1A1-like. The transcript has a single exon. Gene Ontology annotation, biological process: G protein-coupled receptor signaling pathway. The record is from RefSeq and is a predicted model, not a curated record. The coding region runs from base 1 to 930 and encodes 309 amino acids. Gene Ontology annotation, cellular component: membrane. Lineage: Eukaryota; Metazoa; Chordata; Mammalia; Eulipotyphla; Erinaceidae. Gene Ontology annotation, molecular function: olfactory receptor activity; G protein-coupled receptor activity.
AUGAGACAAGACAACCACUCCUCUAAUUUGGAUUUUGUCCUCCUGGGAGUUAAUGGUCCACAGGAACAGGAAGACAUCUUCUUCAUACUCUUCCUGUUCAUUUACCCCAUCAUACUGAUUGGGAACCUGCUCAUCAUCUUGGCCAUUCACUCUGACAUUCGCCUUCAUAACCCCAUGUAUUUCCUCCUUGCCAACCUCUCCUGUGUUGACAUCUUCUUCUCCUCUGUAACCAUCCCUAAAAUGCUGGUUAACCAUAUUGUGGGCAGUAAAGUCAUCUCCUUCGGAGGGUGCCUUGCACAAAUGUAUUUCAUGAUUGAUAUGGCUAACACAGACAGCUAUAUCUUGGCUGCAAUGGCCUACGAUCGUGCUGUGGCCAUCAGUCGCCCACUUCACUACACAACAAUUAUGAGUCCAAGGGCUUGUGUCCUGCUAGUUGCUGCAUCAUGGGUGAUUGGAAGUGCCAAUGCCCUCCCCCACACUCUGCUUACAGCAAGUCUGUCCUUCUGUGGAGACCGGGAAGUAGUCAACUUCUACUGUGACAUUGCCUCUUUACUCAAGCUGUCCUGUUCUGACAUCCAGUUUAAUGUGAAGAUGAUGUAUCUUGGUGUGGCUGUUUUCUCCAUGCCAUUCAUAGGUAUCAUCAUCUCCUACAUCCGGGUCUUUUCCACAGUCUUAAAAGUUCCAUCCACCAAGGGCGUGCGCAAAGCCUUCUCCACCUGUGGGUCCCACCUCACGGUUGUGUCUCUGUACUAUGGGACAGUUAUGGGCAUGUAUUUCCGCCCCCUCACUAAUUACAGCCUAAAGGAUGCUGUGGUAACGGUGAUGUACAUCGCAGUGACUCCAAUGCUAAACCCUUUCAUCUAUACUAUGAGAAACCAAGACAUGAAAGCUGCCCUGGGGAAACUCUUCAAGAAGAGAAUCUCCACCUAG